This is a messenger RNA of Suricata suricatta (meerkat), 1031 nucleotides long. It is a transcript of the gene RHOD, whose product is annotated as ras homolog family member D. The transcript is spliced from 5 exons. Gene Ontology annotation, molecular function: GTPase activity; GTP binding. NCBI's taxonomy places the organism in Eukaryota, Metazoa, Chordata, Mammalia, Carnivora, Herpestidae. Bases 16 to 546 code for a protein of 176 amino acids. Gene Ontology annotation, biological process: cell migration; small GTPase-mediated signal transduction. The record is from RefSeq and is a predicted model, not a curated record.
AGUAUGAAUGAAUGAAUGAAUGAAUGGACACUCGAACGAACAAAUAGCUACACCCCCACUGUGUUUGAGCGGCUCACCGUUAAUCUGCAAAUGAAGGGCAAACCCCUGAACCUCCAAAUCUGGGACACAGCAGGACAAGUGGACUAUGACCGCCUGCGGCCCCUGUUCUACCCUGACGCCAGCGUCCUGCUCCUCUGCUUUGAUGUGACCAGCCCACACAGCCUCGACAACGUCUCUACCCGGUGGUACCCGGAGGUGAACCACUUCUGCAAGGAGGUGCCCAUCAUUGUCGUGGGCUGCAAGACGGACCUGCGCAAGGACAAGUCACUGGUGAAGAAGUUGCGGAAAAACGGAUUGGAGCCUGUGACCUACCACAGGGGCCAGGAGAUGGCGAGGUCCGUGGGCGCGGUGGCCUACCUCGAGUGCUCGGCGUUGCUCCAAGAAAAUGUCCACGCGGUCUUCCAGGAAGCGGCCGAGGUGGCCCUGAGCAGCCGCAGUCGCAACUUCUGGAGGAGGGUUACCCGGAGCUUGUGUGUGCUGACCUGACACCUGAGGCCUUCCCUGCCCCCGCCACCCCAGCAGCACAGGAACGAGCUGGGUGCCGACCUUCCUUCCGCUCAGUUGGCUGGGCUGGACCCAGUCCCCGGGCUGUGACCACCAAACUACACCUCAAACAGAUGGACAGCGUGAAGGCCGGGCACUGGACCCGGGUCUGUGGUCCCUGGGCCCGAGUGUAACCCCCUGCGGCCUGAGGAAGGGGGGGGUCCAGAGCCCACCAGCCCUGUGGAGGGCUAGUCCCGGAGUGCCUUAGAAUGACUACCAGAUGCCCCGCUCCCAGCCUGUACCCCACAUCCGGAAGCAGCCCGCGCCUCUGGUGCCGCCUGGUGCCACCUUGCGGCUGUUCCCGGGCUGCACCUUCAGGACCUGGCGCUCUAGGACCCUGGGCCUGCACUCACACCUUGCCCUUUCCCCCUGCCCCUUGCCCAUCCGGUGGUAACUAUAACAACUAAAACAACAUCGCUUGCCAGUUA